This is a messenger RNA of Plutella xylostella (diamondback moth), 4473 nucleotides long. RefSeq names its product monocarboxylate transporter 14. Gene Ontology annotation, biological process: transmembrane transport; monocarboxylic acid transport. Lineage: Eukaryota; Metazoa; Arthropoda; Insecta; Lepidoptera; Plutellidae. Gene Ontology annotation, molecular function: monocarboxylic acid transmembrane transporter activity. The record is from RefSeq and is a predicted model, not a curated record.
GUCAUGUCAAACCUCCCUGUAUCGAUCGAGCCAGGCGCUCUACCACAUAUUUUGUAAGGAAACUGGCUGGAGUGGACGUGUUUUCUUCUUUCGACAACAUUACAACUUUGUUUGAUCGAUUCUCUUGCAUCCUUUGCUACCCUGGUCGUCAGAUCAUCGCAGCCGUCUGCGGCAGAUUUUCCCUCGAAGAGGAUUUCCACUGCGAUAAUUAGUGCCAAGGGUCGUGGCGCGCCGGCCGCGCCGCCUCGCCCCACUGCCCCCGCAUGGGCGCCACCCCUGAGGACUCCGGCGGCGAACUGAGCAGGUUCUUAAUGCUCCCCAGACAGAACAAACCCAACGCCUUGAAACUGAAUAGCGUGGCGAGACAGGCCAGCCGAUACUCCGCCAGAGACCCGCGGUUAAGACUGCCCACCGACUAAACACGCACAACCACUUACUGCCAGUAUUAAACACACACGGUACUAAUUUAGCUUAUAUAAUGGAGCUUGAUUUCAAUGAGGGUGAGGCUGCUAUCCUCAAGAAGACUAGGACACCGCCAAAAAGAGGCGUUCUUGUUAGAGACAAAACGAUAAGGGAGUCGCUGAUAUCAGAUUCCACGUCUGGUAUAGAGAAAGGAACGCCGGAAGAUGAUACGACUAGCGUCGGGAGCUACUCCCACUCUACUGCUUCCCCUGAUUUGGAGGAAGAGGUCACCGAAACUGUCGUAGCUACUGUCAUUGAACAAGGCCCGGAGAUCGCUAAUAAAGAUAAAAGUGGAACUAAAGUUCAAGCUACAAUUACAGAGAACCCGUCUUCAGAAGUGCAUGAUGGGGUGAAAUUUGCUGGACUUAGCGAUGUAGACAGUAUCUGUUCUAAUGAUGAGGAUGACCCUAUGAAACCUAAUAUCCCAGAUGGAGGUUGGGGUUGGAUCGUUGUAUUGUCAUCAUUUGUUAUUUCGAUGAUCGCUGACGGUAUAAGCUUUUCGUUCGGACUGCUCUACAUUGAGUUCUUAGAUGAAUUCCAGGCUAGUAAGUCCACUACGGCUUGGAUCGGAAGUCUGUUCAUAGCAGUUCCAUUAUUAUCUGGACCUAUAAUGAGUGCACUGGUGGACAGGUACGGGUGCAGAAGCAUGACGAUUUUGGGAGGAAUAAUAUCCACCUUGGGGUUUGUUCUUGCCUCAAUAUCUACAUCGCUGGAGAUGAUGAUGAUAACUUUUGGUGUGAUUGCCGGGUUGGGCCUCGGGCUGGUGUACGUUACGGCAGUGGUCUCGAUAGCUUACUGGUUCGACAAAAAACGCACAUUAGCCGUUGGAUUAGGUGCUUGUGGCACAGGAGUGGGAACCUUCGUAUACGCACCAAUGACUCAGUAUUUUAUUGAAGAAUUUGGAUGGAGGGGAGCUAUAUUGUUGCUCUCUGGAACCCUCCUGAAUCUCUGUGUCUGUGGCACUGUUAUGAGAGAUCCUGAAUGGUGGACUUUAGAACAAAAGAAGCAGGCUGAGUUGAGCAGGUCUAAGAACUCCAGUUCAGUUUCUGUAUCAAAUCGGUCUGGGGACGGGGAGUCCAUCUACCCAGGCAUGGAAGAACUCCGCCAGUUAAUGAAGAGUGGCCAACCACCCGACUAUAUUUUGACUCAACUAGCUGCUUCCAUAAAAAACGCCGAAAAUCUCGAGUCCACAACGCUAAUGAACGCUAACAUGAAGAGCAAAGGGAAUUCAUUAGUCCAUUUACCAACUUUUUUGAAGCAAAGUGAAAAGGUGCCAAUUGAAGUGCUGGAGGGUUUGGUGUCAAACAAACGACUCUACAACAUUAUUUUGGUCAACUAUCCUUCUCUUCUCAACAACUGUCGAAGCACGUCUGAGCACACCCUCCCAACGGAAACCUCAGAGGAAACUCACGCACAACCUGUUGUCUCUGUCAAACUAAAGGCUAUGGCACGAGAGAAAAGUUGCGAGAAAGAAACAGACGAUGUCACAGACGGACUACUCUCAGCCGAAACAAUGGAAAUGAAGGGGCCAGUGAAAAAGCAGGAUAGCAAAGGAGAGAAAAGAGAAUGGUUGAAGAAACAAUUUUCCGUAAACUACCACUACCUAAAAGACUUGAGAAUGCCAAAGAAUUCUAUAAUGCAUCGCAAUGCAAUGUUAAAUAUUUCUAAAUACAGAUUAAGAGCUUCUUCGUGUCCGAAUAUUUACAAGAACUCCAUGAUUACAAUUAAUGAGAAAGAAGAGAAAUGGUACACGUCCUGCCUCAGUUGCCUUGGUGAACUCCUCGACGUGUCCUUAUUCUUCGAGUGGCAUUUCUUCCUGCUCUGCUCUGGCACCAUCGUGCUGUUCGUGUGGUUCAUCGUGCCCUACUUCUACCUCGCCGAGCACAUGAUCCACCGGGGGUUCAAUGAGGACGAUGGCGCUGUCAUGCUGAGUCUUAUCGGGAUCACUAAUACUAUUGGGAUGGUGGGCCUCGGCUGGAUAGGCGACCGGCCGUGGAUCAGCGUGGGCGCUCUCUACUCCGUCUGCCUGGCUCUGUGCGGCGCCUGCGUGGCCGCCAUGCCGCCAGCAGCCGCCAACUUCUGGCUGCUAGCUGCCGUAUCCUGCACCUUCGGUCUGCUGUUCGCUGGAGCCUUCACGUUCACUCCGAGUCUGCUGGUGGAACUGGUGUCGUUGGAUCAGUUCACGUCGGCGUACGGACUGGUGUUGCUCGCGCAGGGUAUCGGCCAUUUGAUUGGGCCGCCGCUGUCAGGCUACAUCUACGACGUGACGUUCUCGUGGGAGCUGUCGUUCUACCUGUCCGGGGGCUGCAUCGUGCUCGCCGGAGCCCUGAUAGCGCUCAUCCCGAUGACCAGGAACUUCACCAUCUGCGGCCAGGGGCAGGGGCGGCGGCGGAACAGCGAGGUGGAUAGCUUGGCUUAGACCGGCUACCGUAUGCCACUACUGGACAUUAGCUGUCAACAACCAGGGCAGCGGGCGGCGCGAGCAGAAAGGCUAGUACGGGGAGCAUUUAAGACGUGACAUAAGUUUUGCAUGGCGCUCACACACAUCACGCAGCCUCAAGAGCGAGCGCGACGGGUAACCUUUGUCACGUCUUAACAGCGCCCCGUGCUACAGGGCCAGAGCAGUCUAAAUAUUACACUCACGUGCAAUGAAACAGUUCCAGUGACAAUAGCACCAAAUUACUCCUUAACGGAUAAGACUAGGUUAGUGAUGCCGUCUGAAAUAUGUUUGUUAAAUGUACAUUUAACAGCGCAUUAGAAUAUUAGUUACCAACAAAAAACGUAAAUAGUUUCAUCAAUGUUUAAAAGAAUUGGGGUCAUUUGGUGUCGAUAUUUUGUAAAAGGAACUUUUUCAUUGCUCGUGAGUGUAGUUUUAAAAUAAAGGUUAUACUUAAUCCACCAAUCGCAUGACGGUCAGUAGUAGUUUUGAAAAACACCUAGAAGAUAAGAUGCGAUACAAAAAAAUACACCUUAGGACAAUUAGGUAACUAAGUACUUAUUUUAAUUUUGCACCAUUGAAGUCUUUCUUACAGGGAUUUAAUAGUUACCGAAAUGGAAAACUGCCACAGUUAUACACAACACUAAAUAAACACUAGCACUUGUUAAAUUAAGUUUGAAUUAGAAAUGAUAAUACAUAUACCAAUGUAAUUAAUUAUAUAUCCUUUUAUAACAUAUGAUUAUGUAGCAAGGAACCCAUAUACCUAGGUAUACGAGAGAUGACACAAUGAUCCGGCGCCAACUAGGUAUGAUCUAAGAUCUAGCAUCUAGAACAAAACCUAGGUACUCUAGGUAGAGCUGGAAAAAGUUGCUUCAAGCUGGUUUGUCUAUGCCUAAUCGUUGUGUUGUUACUUACACAGAGUUGAUAUACUUACCUACCGUAAAUGACGAUGAUGUUGAUCUCACAUAAUUAGCAAGGAAAAGAGGUAAAGUCAGCAAAAUGCGAUAGUCAUAAAGUAUACUGCAUUGUGUGAAAUAUGCAUAAUAUAAUAAUAUAUUAUGUAAUCUUUACGCGAAGUUGUGUUGACUUUUCCCCGCACGGUCUAUGUAAAACCCCGCAUUAUGAAUGCAAAGAACUGAAAAAAAAUCAUCUUCGUUUGAGAAUACUACAAUAAGGGAUUGAUAAAACAAUGUCUUGAUUAACUAUUGUAUUUAAUAUUAUUUCUGAUAUAUAUUAUCUCUAUCCCUUUGAAGUUGACUAAUUAAUUACGGAUUAAACGAUCAAAAUCGUAAGAAAAUAUUGUUAUUGGAAGGAAACAUUACUAUGAGGCAUUGACGAGAUCGUAUUUUUUAUAGAAGAAAAUAGAAGAUUAGAGCUUUGUUAGAGAUAUUUUUAAUUAAACGUUUUGAUCUCAGUAUUUUACCAAACCUUGUACCGUCUAUUGUUAAAAUUGUAGUUAACUUUACUCUACACGUAUUUAUUGUAUAACGUUAAGAACUUAUUGUUAUUCCUAUUAUACAGCCACUAUAGCAAUACAUAUUUUCAAUAAAUUAAUAAAAUUUAUUAGUAUCCUA